This is a messenger RNA of Grosmannia clavigera kw1407, 2367 nucleotides long. RefSeq names its product ubiquitin carboxyl-terminal hydrolase. The transcript is spliced from 4 exons. Gene Ontology annotation, molecular function: cysteine-type deubiquitinase activity; zinc ion binding; protein binding. Gene Ontology annotation, biological process: protein deubiquitination. The coding region runs from base 1 to 2367 and encodes 788 amino acids. The record is from RefSeq and is a predicted model, not a curated record. NCBI's taxonomy places the organism in Eukaryota, Fungi, Ascomycota, Sordariomycetes, Ophiostomatales, Ophiostomataceae.
AUGUCCUGCCCACACAUCGCCUCUACCAGUCUCCGUCCCCCCACCCCAGCCCAGUCUGUGUACCGCGAAGACUGCACGCAAUGCUUUGACUCGAUCGACGACCCCGCGGGCCUCGACGUCUGUCUGCAAUGCUUCAACGGCGGCUGCGCCGGCGACCGGCACCACGCGAAGCUGCACAACCUCGUCUGGAGCCACCCUCUCGCUCUCAAUAUCCGGCGGACGCGCAAACAGAUCGUCCGCGAUGAGCCCCCGCCCAAGAUGUCCAAGCUGGCCAUCGCGGCCGAGACUGAGGCCGACCGCUACGACACCGCCGUCACCGUCAAGUGUCUCGACUGCGACAAGGAGCUCGACCGGACCGACGCCAAGCUUGCCCCCAUCGUCGACGGCAUUCUCUCGGCCAGCACGUUCUCGCGUAAGGAGGAGGUUAAGGCCUGGGAGCAGGAGCUGACGACGUGCGAGCACAUCCUCACGCUGCAGCAGACCGAAGCGCGCAAGAUCGCCUCGCAGGACCUCGGUCACUGUUCCCAGUGCGAGCUCAACGGGAACCUUUGGCUGUGCUUGCAGUGCGGAAACCUCGGCUGCGGCCGUGCGCAGUUUGGUGGCGUCGGUGGCAACUCGCACGGCCUGGCACACGCGACCGGCUCUGCCCAUGGCGUGGCCGUCAAGCUGGGCUCCAUCACACCCGAGGGUAGUGCCGACGUGUAUUGCUACGCCUGCGACGAGGAGCGCGUCGACGAGAACCUGGGCGAACACCUUGCCCACUGGGGCAUCAUCCUGGCCGAUCGCCAGAAGACGGAGAAAAGCCUGACGGAACUGCAGAUCGAGCAGAACAUGCGGUGGGAGUUCUCCAUGACGUCUGAAGACGGCAAGGAGCUGAAGCCGCUCUUUGGUCCCGGCCUGACUGGCCUCAAGAAUUUGGGCAACAGCUGCUACCUCGCCAGCAUCCUCCAGUGCCUCUUUGAUCUACCCUCGUUCCAGAAACGGUAUGGCGCAUUUGGGGAUGACCUGUCCAACAUUGCCGAUCCGGCCCAGGACCUGGAGACACAGCUGCGGAAGACGGGCGAUGGCCUGCUGUCUGGACGGUACGCGAAACCCGACUCAGAUGUGACCGCGUCCGAGAACACACCGGAACUCUCGUACCAAAAAGGACUGGCUCCGGCUAUGCUCAAGCACCUGAUAGGCCGUGGACACGAGGAAUUCUCGACCAUGCGGCAACAAGAUGCAUUCGAGCUGCUGCAACACCUGCUCAAGCUUAUCACACGCUCCAAGCAUCCAUCGGCUGUGGAGGACCCCACGCUGUCCUUCCGCUUCACUCUCGAGCAAAGACUGCAAUGCCUCAGCUGCAAGAAGGUGCGGUAUACGACAAAUGAGCAGGACAACAUCUUUAUUGAUAUUCCCCUGGAGAAGCAGGCGGCCACAGAUGCCGAUGGUGGAGAUGCUUUGGCUGAGGCCUACAAGCCUGUGACGCUGAAAGAGUGCAUAGACAGGUUCACUGGCGAAGAGGUCGUGGAGCUGACAUGUUCAGCGUGUGGAAGCAAGGAUGGAUAUACCAAGCGUUCGCUGUUCAAGACGCUGCCAGAAGUUUUUGUCGUCAACGCACGAAAGAUGGCCCUCAUCAACUGGGUGCCAGUGAAGGUCGACGUGCCGGUCAUUGUCGACGACGCGCCGUUUUUGCUGGACGAGUAUCUUUCCAAGGGACGGCAGCCGGAAGAGGAGUCCCUGCCAGAAGAUGCAGCGGCUUCAUCUGGCGGUGGGGCGCCAUCCUUUGUUGCGAAUGAAGAGGCCGUGGCCCAGCUCGAAGCGAUGGGUUUCCCGCGUGUGCGUUGCAACAAGGCGCUCCACGCAACUGGAAACAGCGACGCGAAUGCUGCCAUGGAGUGGCUCUUUUCGCACAUGGACGACGCCGACAUUGACGAGCCGCUCGUUCUGACCAGUGCGGGUUCCUCGGCUGCGACAGCCGACCCAGAGAAGAUGGAGAUGCUGAUGUCGAUGGGAUUUGCCGAAGCUCAGGCAAAGAGGGCGUUGCGCGAAACAAGCGGCGAUGUGGAGAGGGCGAUUGAAUGGGUGUUCAGCCAUCCGGAUGCAACUGCAGACGACGAGGCCGAAACCGAAGUGCCAGCUGAAAGUGGCGAGAAGGCCGUGGCUGGAUCCAGUGAGACGCCCGCAAAGUACCAGCUGCAGAGCAUCGUGUGCCACAAAGGAACAAGUAUUCACGCUGGGCACUACGUCGCGUUUAUCCGCAAGAAGCUGUCACAAAGCGAGGACAAGGUGUCCUGGGUGCUAUUCAACGACGAGAAGGUGGUGGAAGUUGUGGAUGUUGAAGAGAUGAAGAAGUUCGCCUACAUAUACUUUUUCAAGCGCGUGUAG